GUCAAAUCUCGUAGCUCCUGAUGGAUCCACCACCUCUCCCACCCCUCCCCACCACCGCCCCUGCUGCCACCGCUGGCCAUCUCAACUGUCCUGACUCCAUUGAUUCUUCUCCUCGCUCCCGUCAUGCUGACACUUACGAAGACCCUCUGCCACCAGUCCCUGGUGCCAAGCUCCGCCUGAUGUGCAGUUACGGCGGUCACAUCAUCCCUCGGCCCCACGACAAAUCUCUCUGCUAUGUUGGCGGUGACACUCGCCUCGUGGUGGUCGACCGUCACUCCUCUCUUUCCUUUCUUUGCACCCGCCUCUCUCGUUCUCUUCUCCAUGGCCGAAGCUUCACCAUGAAAUACCAGCUUCCCAAUGAAGAUCUCGGCUCUCUUGUAUCCAUCACAACUGAUGAAGAUCUCGAGAACAUGAUAGAAGAAUGUGACAGAUUAACAUCAACUUCAACUUGUACACGGAUUCGUUUGUUUCUUUUCUUUAACAAGCCUGAAACUGCAGCCUCCAUGGGAUCACUUCUUGAUGAUGCCAAAUCUGAAACCUGGUUUGUUGAUGCUCUCAAUGGCUCCGGGUUGCUUCCUAGAGGGCUCUCCGAUACCACCAUGAACUCCUUGCUGAAUCUUGAUAAUGAUAACGACUUGGAGGCUCAACCUGAUGCUGAUCACAGCAGGGAGGUGAAGAACAUGGCCCAUGAUGUGCAUUAUUCUGCGCUAGAUUCGCCUAUUGUAGAAUCUAGUUCGUCUUUUGGCUCAUCUUCUUCCAGUCCUUCAAUGUCAAACUUGCCGCCUAUUCGUGUUCGUGUUGAGGAUCAGAAGAAUGGGAUGGAGGAGAAAUUUGCCCAGAUGAGUUUUGCUCAUGGUGGCUUUCAGAAGCAGGAUGAUGGAACAGUUGUUCACUCAGGUAUUCGGCCGCCGAUUCCGGUGAGUUUGGUUGGUUCCGGGGCUGGAACUGCAGUCAAUCAUACAGUUACGUCUGGUGAAAAUUCAAGUAGGAUUUUAUCCGAUGAUGAGAGAUCGGAUCAUGGUAAUCCUGUCCGGUUAAGGAAACCUCCAUUGCCAUUGCAGCCAGUUCAGCACAGAGCUGGUGCAGCUUACAACUUGCCCUCCCCUGACUCGGUUGCAAGUGAUAGCAGCAUUGCAUCUGCAAGUUCUCUUUCCAAGCCCAUGUAUCAUCAAGACCAAGUUGUUGCUGCACACAGAGAGAGCAGAGGUCCAUCGAGCCCAAUUGAAACAACUGAAAUUCCAAUUCCAAGCACACAAAUACAAGAUCCAGCUUAUGUUUUAGCUCCACAAUCAGAUCAACAACAUCAACAUUUACAUCAGCAUCAGCAGCCUCAGCAACAAUUUGUACACACCGGCAUGCACUAUGUUCCUCAUCCUGCAACCAAUGCAGUCCCCAUUUCAUCCUACUAUCAUCAGAUGUAUCCGCCACCAGCACAACAGCUUCCACCUGCUGAUCCGCAAUACCCGGUUUAUGUAAUGCCAGUUACUCAAUCCCAGCCAUUCAUGUCAAUGCAGUCUAAUUUAGUUGAGUCCAGUACUGUUGUGGCCUCAAGCCGCCCGCUGACGCCUCCAACUCCUGCAUCGAUUCCGCCUAUUUACCCCACAAAAGCAGCUGCUCAAGCCAAACCUGAGAUGCCUGGAAAUGUAUACAGAACGGCCGUGACUGCAACUCCUGCAUUGGUCCAAAUCCCUGGUAAUCAAUUUCAGCAGCAGUAUGUUGGCUACUCUCAAUUGCAACAUCCUUGUCAGUCUAUUGCGGUUGCUAGUUAUGGUUAUGAGUAUGGUAAUCCUGUUCAUGAACAAGUUUACUAUGCAUCAUCGCAUCAGGCUGCCUCGUUGCCUUCUCAGCACCAAAGCAUGACACCGGCUGCAGCAGCUGCGGUAUUGGCCGAUGCCACAAAACAGAUGCCUGCAGAUGACACUAUGCAGGAGAUCAGAACCUCACAGGCACUCUGAGGCCUUUUGGACAAUGGACAACAAUACUUGGAGGAAUAAAAAUAUCACUUUUUUUUU
Messenger RNA from Mangifera indica (mango), 2012 nucleotides. RefSeq lists its product as uncharacterized. Lineage: Eukaryota; Viridiplantae; Streptophyta; Magnoliopsida; Sapindales; Anacardiaceae. The record is from RefSeq and is a predicted model, not a curated record. Gene Ontology annotation, molecular function: protein binding.